Trichobilharzia regenti is the source of this 1071-nucleotide messenger RNA. The record is from the annotation of a GenBank genome assembly. NCBI's taxonomy places the organism in Eukaryota, Metazoa, Platyhelminthes, Trematoda, Strigeidida, Schistosomatidae.
AUGGUAAAAUCGAAUUCAACCUGUAAUGAACCUGUGACAUCAGAUACAAUAUUGCUUAACAUAGAUGGUACACAAGUCAAGUUGCUGCCGUUCAGUUAUCAACAUGAUCCACUUAGUUCUAGUGAACUGAGUCAUUAUCAAUACUUGCCAUCAAUGAUACAAACAAGUCUACCUCCACAACAUCAUCAGCAUAUUACAACUACAGCACAUGAAAUUCAAGGCAUACCAACUGAUAAACUGUUUAAGUCGAAAUCAGAUUAUCAGAUUAAAUCUAAGGGGGAAGUUAACUCACCAAAUUCUUGUGAUCAGUUGAUUCGAUCAAACAGUAUGAAGACAAAUUUCGCUCAACCAACUCCCCUAGAAACAUUAACCAAUGACAAUAGUACGAAUAACUUAUCUAAAACAAAUUUAUGGUUAAAUGCAUAUCAAGGGGAACAACUGGUUGUAGCGAUAAAUUUAGUCAGUUGUAUAAUCGCAGUGGGUACAUGGUCUCCGUAUAUUUUAGCUUCGCUGGCACACGGUUUAUGCCAACCGAUAAGUAUACCGAAAUCAAUGUUUAAUCAGAUAAUGCAUCCUUUAUCGUCAUCUACCUCACCUGUAACUAUAAAUUCUCAUUUGGUUUCAUCACCAUCGUCUCCUUCAAAUACCCCUGGUGGCAACCUACUAUCCAAUCCCACUAUUAGUAGAUGUUGGAUUCAUUUAAGUGUUGACCGAUUAUCAGAUUUUCGUUGGUGGGCAUAUGCAAGUUCUGGUCUCCUGUUACCGUGUUUGUUAUUCUUUCUUGAUUUAGGUUUACGUGAAGGUUGUUGGAGAGCUUUACAGUAUAAGACAAAACCACCUAAUGAAAAGUAUGAUUCUCCGAAAACAGCUACACAUAAUCCUAAUAGUCAAUAUUCCAAGUCUAUAAAUACUACUAACAAUAAUCAGAGUAGUAGAGAAGAGGCCAGAUAUAACCAGUUAGGAUCUGUUAGAAUCUCCAAUAUCCCAUAUGAUGCCAAUAGUACAUCGAAUAACAGAUCUGUGAAACUUCAAGAAUUUGAAAUGACUUCAUCCAUCUCACAUACGAAAUAA